Molecule: messenger RNA, 2022 nt
Organism: Neospora caninum
Lineage: Eukaryota; Apicomplexa; Conoidasida; Eucoccidiorida; Sarcocystidae
Product: putative WD repeat-containing protein
Exons: 7
Coding region: 1-2022 (673 amino acids)
Biological process (GO): regulation of actin cytoskeleton organization; TOR signaling
Cellular component (GO): TORC2 complex; TORC1 complex
Molecular function (GO): protein binding
Source: RefSeq, a predicted model, not a curated record
AUGGCUCUUCCCUUCCCGGUCCUCGUGGCGGGAGGCCUGGACUCGUGCCUCUUUGUUUGGAACGCAGUGUCGUCUGCAUGCAUUGCGACGUUGAAGCUUCCAGAUGAGCAGGUCAACAGUUUGGCAACUUCUCAGCUGCCUUCCUCCUCACCCUCGGCCCGCAAACGCUCAAGUCGAUCCGAUGGCCUGUUGGAGGCCGGUCCUGGAGAUUACGCUUCUCCCAACCGCCAGGCAAAUCUGCAGGCGCCCUGGGCCGGAGGCGAAACUGCGCGCUGGGCCUCGCAGAACCACGCCGUCCUUGUUGCGGCGGCCGGGAAUCCUUCCAUUACGGUGUUUGACGUAGGCGCGCUGGCGGAACGCUCGGACGAUGUCCUCCCCAUUGCGACGUUACAAGGCCACGAGGGCAACGUCCGGAGCCUCGCAUUUGUUCCCGAUCCCUCCAGGCGCACGGCGCUCCAGACUCGUGGCGACAAGACCACUGCGGCAUCUCCCGGCAGCGAGAGCGGCGCUGGUGCCAGCGGCGGCGCCUCCCUCAUCUGUUCCUCCGGCGACGAUGCCACGUGCCGGAUCUGGGAUCUUCGAGCGCCCCGGCAUCAAAUGCUGUUGCAGAACGAGCCGGGUGUCUCCAUCAACUCUGUCUGUAGCGUGUCGCGACCGGACCUCCCAUUCCACGUCAUCAUCGCAGAUGCGAACGGGAGUUUGAAGGCCUGGGACCUGAGAAGUAACGCAACGUGGGAGUUGGCAAGGCCUGUACGGCCGCAAGGGUUGAACAUUGUUACAGGGAGUGGUCUGGGCUCUGAGAUCGCUGCAGUCACCAAGUGCGGUUCGUUAAGCACCUUUUCUUUGGCGCCUUGCCCGUCGGGAACAGCGACUCUGGCUUUUGAGUCCUAUUUUUUCCCUCAUGGCCCAAACUACGUUUUGAGCUGUCGAUACAGCCCAGUCCGCCACGCCGUGAAGCCGUCUCUGGAAUCUCCGCCGUUGGGUGAAUCCCCGCCACUGGAAUGGCUAGCUCGCCGGAGGCGCGAGGCCCAGGAGGAACUCGGCGCGAAGCGGAAGCAAAGACAGUAUGCGCAUGCUUGGUGGCAGCAGCAAAAGUUCGCGCAUGACUGGUGGCGGAAGCGUGGAGGAGGCGUGUGGUGGCAGCACCUGGUGGAUGAACAGGACGGGGCUGUGUGGGGCGAGAAGGACCGCGCGGCAGCCUGGGCCGAUCAGGUCCGGUGGGGCGGGCAGUGGUGGGAAGAGUUCAGAGGCGCGAAGCCGUGGUGGCAGCAAGAGGCUGGAGGGCGCGCGUGGUGGCAACAGCAAGGCCGGAAGGCCUGGUGGCAGCGGCCGCACCUCGAGCACGCAGGAGACUGGCGGAAACAGGUGCUUCAAAUUGGCGGUUGGUACGUCUGGGGGCCCGGCAGAGACGGGAGCGGGAGGGCCGAGACGCUGGUCCGAGUCGACGACGGCGGAUCGGGGCAGAUGGCGAGGACGUGUGCGGAAGGCCAAAGGAGUGAAGCGUCCGAGGUGACCCGCGAGUGUGAAGAGCAGGGGAGACCAACGGAGAUAGCCGGUAAAAGGGAGCGAGACAGUCCGGCGCCCAGCCCGUCGCUGAGCCGCGACGAUGGUACAGAUGAGGGGACACGGACAGCCGGAGAAGGCCAAGGUCAGCGAAGAAAAGUAACUUGGAACGGAUCAGAUGAUGGAAACGAGACUUGUUGGGUGCAGCGCAUGGCAACGACUGGAGCCGACGGCGUCUGCGUGCUUUGGAAACGCGAGGGAAAUGGCGAGUGGACGAGCGAAAGGGAGCUUAUUGGACAUGAUCGGUGGGUGUGGGACUGCACAUUCAGCCGCGAUGGCAAGAUGCUGGUCACAGGAGGCUCGGACGCCUGCUGCAAGCUGUGGUCAGUUGAAACGGGGAAGCAAUUUCUGGAAUACUUCCCGGAAAAGAGCAUCGGCCCCACAGGAGAGAGAGUCCGGAGCACCAAGGCCAUUCUAGCGAUAUCACUGCUCGAUGCACCCGUGGACAAGAAUAAGUAA